CAAAAUACGUGUCCUUUGGGGCAAUACGUAAGUGUACACCAGAUUUUAAAAAAAAAGUAUUUUUGAACAUAUUACAUUGCUUAAACUUUCAAAAAUCUUCCAAAACCGUGUUCAUUGCUGAGCACAUCGCAACACGGUGUCUUAAAGGAGACCAAUACCCAUAAGAAUUUGAAUAGCUUCAACACUGUGUGUAUGCAAAUGGAAAAGGGUGAACACAAAACAAUCGGAUGACACAAGUGAGCUCUCACUUGACCGGUCCCGCGCGGCAGUACACAGCCAACGCUCACGUCGAGCGAACUCAUGUCGCUCAUCGCAACACCGGCCGUUAUCGUAACAAAAAGUUUGAAUUAAACAACCGCGCGCGUUUCAUUGUGAAUGAAAAAAAAAAGUGGAUUUGCAACCUCAAAGUGAAUUUGUUUUAAAAAAAAAAGCCAGAUUUUUGUGUUUGGAAUUGGGUGAAGAAACUUUUUCGAGUGCUUCUAUAGAAUAUCUUUCCGAGAGAAAGAUAAAAAAUAGUUGAUAACAAAAUCGAUAGUCAAUAUUUGGUUGUUCGAUUCUCGGUGAAACAAGUGAUGCAACGGGCGUAAUCGUGGAUCAUGGAUGUGGAGUUGUAAUCAAGUUUUGGUCUGAGCCAGGCUCCUGAGGCCGGUGUCGGUGGCCGGCGUGAUGGAGCACGCGCUGCAGCACCGCGAGCGAGUCGGCGUCAGCGACUUCGUGCUGCUGGAGGACUUCCGCUCUGAGGCGGCCUUCAUCGACAAUCUGCGAAAGCGGUUCAAGGAAAACAUCAUAUAUACAUACAUCGGCAAUGUGCUGAUCUCAGUGAACCCAUACAAGAACCUGCCGAUCUACACGGAGGAGAAAACCAAGCAAUACUACAAGAAGGCGUUCUUCGAGGCACCGCCGCAUGUAUUCGCGAUUGCAGACAACGCGUACAGAUCGUUGGUGUACGAGCACAGAGAACAAUGUAUCCUCAUUUCAGGCGAAUCUGGUUCUGGAAAAACCGAAGCGUCAAAGAAAGUCCUCGAGUACAUUGCUGCCAGGACGGACCACUUACAAAACGUGGAGAAUGUCAAAGACAAACUCCUGCAGACAAACCCUUUGCUCGAAGCGUUCGGUAACGCCAAGACCAAUAGAAAUGACAACUCGAGCCGCUUCGGGAAAUACAUGGACAUCCAGUUCAACUACGAAGGAGGACCGGAAGGAGGUCAUAUCCUAAAUUACCUCCUGGAGAAGUCCAGGGUGGUCAGUCAGAUGACUGGAGAGAGAAACUUCCACGUUUUCUACCAACUGCUAGCGGGAGGCGAUGACGCGCUCAUGAACCAAUUGAAGCUACAAGGAAGACCAGAAGCUUACAAGUAUACGACUGAUGUGACGACACAAUCGAACCAGAGGCACUUAGACGCGGAGCAGUUUCGCGUAGUGAGAGAGGCGAUGAAAGUGAUAGAGAUUGGACAGCAGGAACAACUGGAUAUGUUCGAGAUAGUUGCGAGCGUACUGCACCUCGGCAACGUGAAGUUCGUGCAGAACGACAAGGGGUACGCUGAGAUACUCUCGCACGACGCUAACAGUGGAAACGUAGCUGAGCUUGUGAAAGUCAACUCGCUAAAGCUUCGUGAAGCUCUGACUAGUCGAACGAUCGACGCCCGAGGAGACGUGGUCAACACCCCAUUAGACCAGGAGCAAGCACAAUUCGCGAGGGACGCGUUAGCCAAAGCCGUAUACGACAAGUUGUUCAGCUGGCUCGUCUCCCGGAUCAACUCCUCACUGGCACCCAAAGAGAAAGACUCGAGGUCUUCCGUCAUCGGCAUCCUGGAUAUAUACGGAUUCGAAAUCUUCCCAAAGAACAGUUUCGAGCAGUUCUGCAUAAACUUCUGCAACGAGAAACUGCAGCAGCUGUUCAUCGAGUUGACCCUGAAGCAGGAGCAGGAGGAGUACCUGCGCGAGGGCAUCGUGUGGGAGCCCGUCGAGUACUUCAACAACAUUAUCAUCUGCGACCUUAUCGAGGCGAGGCAUAAAGGUAUAAUCGCUAUCCUGGACGAUGAAUGCCUUCGCCCUGGAGACGCCACGGACGCCAGCUUCCUGGAGAAGCUGACGCAGGGUCUGGAUGGACAUCCUCACUUCAAGUCCCAUCGCAAGGCAGACUCUAGGACACAGAAAAUCAUGGGCCGCGAUGAAUUCUGCCUCAUUCAUUACGCGGGUGAAGUCACAUACAACGUGAGCACCUUCCUGGAAAAGAACAACGAUCUUCUGUUCCGCGACAUCCAAAGCCUCAUGGCCACCAGUGGCAAUGCCGUCGUCCAAGACUGCUUCAAGGAUUACAAUCUAAGAAGCAAGAAACGACCGGAGACUGCCAUUACACAGUUCAAGAACUCACUUAAUGAGCUUAUCAAAAUCCUUAGCAGUAAGGAGCCUUCGUACAUCAGGUGUAUCAAGCCCAAUGACAACAAGGCACCGAUGCAAUUCGACGACAAGCUGGUGUCUCACCAGGUGAAGUACCUCGGGCUCAUGGAGAACCUGCGCGUGCGUCGCGCUGGCUUCGCCUACAGGCGCACCUACGAGACCUUCCUGGAGAGAUACAAGUGCUUAUCGGCUGAGACUUGGCCGAACUACCGCGGUCCUGCACGUGACGGCGUACAGAAACUUGUGGAAACACUCAAUUAUGAGAGAGAAGACUAUCGUAUGGGCAACACGAAAAUCUUCAUACGCUUCCCGAAAACUCUAUUCGAGACAGAAGACGCUUACCAGAUAAAGAAGAACGACAUAGCCACCAUCAUACAGAGCAGGUGGAGAGGAUAUUGGCAGAGGAGGCAGUACCUCAAGAUGAAGCAAGCAGCCAUUGUGAUACAAAAGUGGGUGCGACGGUUCCUGGCGCAGAGACUGAGGCAAAGGAGACGGAAGGCUGCUGACGUCAUCAGAGCGUUCAUCAAAGGUUUCAUCACCCGCAACGGCCCGGAGACGGUGGAGAACCGUCGUUUCCUGGCCAUCGCGAAGGUGCACUGGCUCAAGCGUCUCUCGCAGCGUCUGCCGACUGCCAUACUGGAUCUGUCCUGGCCGCCCUGCCCUGCUACCUGUCAGGAAGCUUCCAGGGAGUUGCAGCGGUUGCACCGCGCGCACUUGUCGCGCAAGUACCGCCUGGCGCUGUCGCCCGCAGACAAGAAGCAGUUCGAGCUCAAGGUCUUGGCCGAGAAGAUGUUCAAGGACAAGAAGAACAGCUACCCGAGCAGCAUCCGCGAGCGGUUCCAGUCGGAUCGACUACGCACCGACCACCAAGCGCUGCGCAACUCCUUCAUGGCGUCCCCGUCCUGGCCUACCGGGGAACAACUCAUCUACUCCUGUGAAUCGACCAAGUACGACAGGCGCGGCUACAAGGCUCGGGAACGGUCCCUGCUCGCCUCGGAUAAGGCCCUGUAUGUGCUCGAUGCGACCGGACGCAAGACUUACCGCCUGAAACAUCGCCUGCCAUUGGACAAACUGAGAGUAGUAUUGACCAAUGAGUCGGACAGCGUGAUCCUCGUCAAGAUACCGCCGGAACUUAAGAAGGACAAGGGCGACCUGAUCAUCACCGUGUCGCACGUGAUCGAGGCGCUCACCAUAGUCACCGACUACACCAAGAAGCCCGAGAUGAUCGAGAUCGUGGACACCAAGUCCAUCACGCACGACCUGGUGAACGGCAAGCAAGGCGGCAUCAUCGAGGUGACGCACGGCCCCCAGCCCGCAAUACACCGCGCCAAGAGCGGCAACCUGCUCGUGGUUGCUGCGCCGUGAAACAGCCAUUUUUAAAACCUAGCAGCAACGAGCACAACGAAAUUACUUUUGCAGUCAUAUUCGUAAGACUUUUUGUAUUCGCCUUAUAAAUCGUCCGCCAUAUUGCGGGAAAAACGUUAAACUAUUUUUUUAACUGCCAUAGCUAUUCAUUAUAUACAGCUAUUUAUUUGAUAACUGAUUUAGUCUUGUAUUGUAUAAAAAUAUAUAUUUUUAUAACUAUGAUUUAUUACGUUUUUUAGGUUUUUAAGUACCUCCCCAUCAUAAAUUAUGGAUUAUUGUUUAUCAUAAAUGUGAUAUAAUUAUAAUAUUAUCGACGAGUUACGUACAAAGUACUUAUUGAACAGUGUUUUUAUUUUGUAUGCCAUAAUUCUAGUAAUUGUUACGUCAAGAAAUAGGUAUAAUUAAUAACAAAUAUAUGUAUAAUAAAAAUAAUGUACGAUUUCUUAAGAGCGUUGUUUGAAUUUGUAUUUAUUCAUGUUGUUUUUGCUACUUGCAAAGCGCAGGCCACAUUUGAACGAUUGUAGUGAGGUUGUACUCCUACUAGUGGGAACGAGUAAACUAGAAAUUCAAUCCGAAUUUCGGUUUUCUCUUUUUAUGUGUUGCUUCGUUCCGAAAUGUGGCCUGUGCUUAAAAUAUAAUUUAUAGGCUGAAUCAAAGGUGCGUAAUGUUAUAAAGAGUAGUUUGUUUCGGCGAAUUAAUGUUAUGUUUAUAUGUAUUAAUACGGGAAACUUUGUUGCACAUGAACAGCAUUCAUGACUUUUAAAGUUACGUUAUUGAUUCAGCGGGCGCAAUUCCAUUGUGAAUCAUGAGAUGUUUGUAUCAUUUGUAUGCAACUACUGCAGUACGAAAAUCAUUUACCAUUAAAACAAUUUUGAGAAUAAAAUGACUUUUUAUAAAAUAUUCGCUGUCAUUGUAGAUACAUUUGUGCCAGAAGUCAAUUAGGCCAUAAUUUAUACGUUAAUUAUGCAGGCGAGUCAGUGCCUUAUUUUUAAGCAGGUUCCUGUAAAGACAUUUUAAUGAAAUAUAAAAUUUUUUGAUAUACC
Molecule: messenger RNA, 4808 nt
Organism: Chilo suppressalis (striped riceborer)
Lineage: Eukaryota; Metazoa; Arthropoda; Insecta; Lepidoptera; Crambidae
Source: the annotation of a GenBank genome assembly